Messenger RNA from Candidozyma haemuli, 2256 nucleotides. RefSeq lists its product as uncharacterized. The record is from RefSeq and is a predicted model, not a curated record. Gene Ontology annotation, cellular component: Golgi apparatus. Gene Ontology annotation, molecular function: small GTPase binding; transmembrane transporter activity. The coding region runs from base 1 to 2256 and encodes 751 amino acids. Gene Ontology annotation, biological process: vesicle-mediated transport; transmembrane transport. The transcript has 3 exons. NCBI's taxonomy places the organism in Eukaryota, Fungi, Ascomycota, Pichiomycetes, Serinales, Metschnikowiaceae.
AUGGCCGAACUAGUAGGCUCAGUCAUUCUUAUCCAGCUUGCUUCGUUGGUUUGGGCUGGAGGUGCUAUACUCCAGAUAUUCACCCAUAACAUCUACUUUCUUAUGGCCACAAGAGGAGUUGUUGGGGUCGCAGGAGGUGCUUUGACUGCCGCCGGCUUAGUAUACACCGUUCAGAUGGCAGAGUACCGAGGUUUCGUGUUGCUGGCGGCGUAUACUGGUUCUGUGGCUGGAUGCGUCUUGGGGCCUGUAGUAUAUGGGCUUUUGGGAAGGAUUUGUACUGAGGAGUGGCUAGGACGGCUGGUGCUUAUUAUUCAGGCAUCCUGGGCUGUUUUGGUGCUGGUUGGGGCAUUUUUCGUUCCGGAAUACCCUCCUUGGCUUCAGUAUAGAGGGUUUCUCGAAAAGGCCAAUGAAACUCGGUACGUUUUGGAACCACGAGUGUUUCUUCAAGACGGCAGGCUGUGUACGUAUAAAGAGUUGUUUAAAGACCACGGAAAACUGCUUUGCAGGUCGUUGGCUGUCCAGUUGGUGCUUUACAUUACGGGUAUUUAUGGAUUGCACUUUUGUCUUCCUAUGCUUCUUCCUGAAUGGCAAGUAGCUCCAGAAACGUCAGAAACGUACGUUUUGGCUGGCAAUUUGGCUAUGUUAAUUGGAGCCAUUGUUUAUUCACCGGUUGUUCAGUUCAUUCGCCGGAAAGAUUGCUUGGUCUAUGGAUUGGUCAAUUUGGGUGGCUGUUUCAUUGCCAUGUUCACGCUUUUCAUGCUUUUCGGAGAGGAAAACAUCAAGGGAGAGCUCCUUAACGUUGCUUUGCCUUCCAAAGUUGGUUCUUGGAUUAUAGGAGUGUGUUACUUUGCGUUUCUUAUUGAUUCCGUGCUUCUUUCGUCGGUAACGUUUCUUUAUACUAUUGAAACAUACAAAGGAACAAAAAAAGCUCCAGAAUCAGAGGAAGAUGAAGCCCUUAAACUGGAAACUGCCCUUCAGAAGCUUCCUUCUUCAGUCAGUUCUCCAGAGUCAGAUUUACCUCCAUUGUUCUGCCAAAAACGAGGUUUCCAAUUCCCAAAACUGCUGACCGAACUGCUCCCAAGGGCCCAUUUAUCUUUCAAAAAGAGACGUGUUUCGCCUGACGUUGGACCUGCCACUGAGUUGCCGUUGGUGACUGCUGGAACGAGUUUUGGGUCAGAACAGGCCGAGGAGUCACCCGUUUCCGAUGAAAGUUUGGCUACGGUGAUUCUCAAGACGGCUAAAACGACUCAAAGCGUUAAACUGCAGUUGGGAUCACAUUUGGAUGGGUUAUGGACGGAAACCGAGUCUGGGUUUGACCAACGGCUGCAAAAUACUGCACAUAAGCACUCAUCGCCAAAGUUCCACCAACGUCGUUCGUUUGAGCAGGAAACGGGAAAUGAAGGUAUUAGGGGUCUUUUUGGAAGUGAAGAGAGGCCUGUGGGGCUUUUUGGGAACUUCGCUCCCUCGUAUACUGAAGCCCAACAGGCUCCAAUUCAGCCCCAGGUGGUCAAACCACAGGUGCCAGAAGCUGCUUCGAGCAUGUUUCAGGUCGGGUUUUACAGCAGGUACUUUGAUAUCAACACAGAGGAGUUUUUCGGCAAGAUCAAGCUUGCACUAGAUCCGUUUCAGAAAACAUCAGUUUUGGCGAGCCAGAAUGAUGAAAAUGGCAAUCAGGAGACAACCGAGUUGUACGGUGCUAUCUGGGUGACGGCAACACUCAUUUUCCUUGUUUUUGUUUCGUCCACGGGCGCCAAUCUUGUAUCUCAUUGGUUGUAUUUGGGAGAUGAGAAUGGAGGCAAGUAUGAGUAUGAGUUUGACCGGUUGACCGUGUCGAUGUCGCUUUUUUAUGGCUACAUUGCGCUUGUGCCGCUUGCAUUAUAUGGGUUUACGUCGUGGUGGUUGAAAUUCGCCGAUAGACUCUCGUUGACGAGACUAGUGUCGAUUUACGGGUACGCCAACGUGCUCUGGGUGCCGCUUACGGUGAUUAAUUUUGUGCUUGUGGUGUUUGUGAGCAGUAAGAAGCAUAAGGUGCUUUUGAACGUUUUUGAGUGGGUUUCGGUGUUGCUUAGUGGUGCAGUUACUGGGCUUAGUAUUAUCUUAAAGGUGAAACCGGUGAUUCUCAAAAACUCUUUGGACCUUGCCGAGGGUAAUGUCGAACAAGGAACGAAGAACCACCGGGUGGUGAUCUUUGCGCUUUGUUUGGUGCAUUUGGGAUUCACCAUUUUGGUGAAAAUCUCGUUUUUCGGUAUUAACUGA